AUGACUACUCGCAGGCGUGUCUUUGCAGCUGAAGCUGAAGAUGUCGAAGAUUCGACGCUGGCAACGCGGGAUCUGGACGACUUACUAGCCCAGGAAGCACUUGACGAGCAAGAGCAAGAUCGCCUCAUCGCCGGUCUAGAGAGUCUGAACUCCAGCCAGAAAUAUCGCAAUGCGGUGGUGAUCACCUCGUUGACUCUGGCAUCCCUGAUCGUAUCGACAAUCAUCUUGCUUCGUUAUGCCGUCUCCAGCACCAUCACAUCACGGCUAUCAAUAUAUCUCUUGCUGAGCAUAGCAGGACACCUACCCUUACUAGAAGCACAAGCCCGAACCGCUUCAUUCGUUCUCCGCGGAAGUGGCACACGGAGACUAGCCGACCUAGUACAUCUGGAUACCAGGAUCAUACUCCUUUGGCACUCCGUGUGUCCCGCCGCGAUGUUUCUGCAGCAAGAACCAUGGACUAUCAUCGUGCGGGCAUCCAUCCCCUUCUUCCUCACGAUUUGCACCAUAUACAUGGCUCAAAGCAAUGCGGAUCUGGACCUGGAAAUUGCUUCGCUGAAAGCAAAGAAAUAUGGAUUGCAAGGCGCAUGA
Messenger RNA from Filobasidium floriforme, 588 nucleotides. RefSeq lists its product as uncharacterized. The coding region runs from base 1 to 588 and encodes 195 amino acids. The record is from RefSeq and is a predicted model, not a curated record. NCBI's taxonomy places the organism in Eukaryota, Fungi, Basidiomycota, Tremellomycetes, Filobasidiales, Filobasidiaceae. The transcript has 4 exons.